Molecule: messenger RNA, 2232 nt
Organism: Sphaerodactylus townsendi
Lineage: Eukaryota; Metazoa; Chordata; Lepidosauria; Squamata; Sphaerodactylidae
Product: programmed cell death protein 4-like
Exons: 11
Coding region: 187-1602 (471 amino acids)
Biological process (GO): negative regulation of DNA-templated transcription
Cellular component (GO): nucleus; cytosol
Source: RefSeq, a predicted model, not a curated record
GGCGGGCGGGCGGGCUCUCGGCGUGCAGGCGACAAGACCGGCGGAGACUACGAGUCCCGGCACGCCUCGCCCGGCCCCGCCGCCACCGCCCCCGCCCCCGCCCCCGCCCCCGCCCCCUGAGCUCACUUCCUCCGCCAGGCCCAGCAGGCUGGACGGGGCGCCCCAGCCGCCUGCUCCGCGCUCCUCAUGUCCGCCUCGACCCUCCCGGCAGGCUCCGCCGAGCUGCCGCGCGGCCCCCGCCGCCCCUUCCCGCCGGCCGCCGGCGAGAGUGACGAGCUGGCCGAGGAGGAGCCGAUGGACGGCGGCGGCGGCGGCGGCGAGGGGGGCCGGGCCUGGAGCCCCCCGGAGAAGGCCCUGCACGAGGCGCGCCUGAAGGCCAAGGCCAAGCGCCGCCUCCGACGCACCUCCUCCCGCGACGCCGCGGCCCGCGAGGUCCUCCCGGAGGGAGCCCAGCCCGGCCCCGACCCCAGCAGCCCGCCCCCCCCGGGCAAGGGCCACGACCGCCGCUCCCGCGCGGGCAAAGGCCGCGGCCUGCCCAAGAAAGGUGGCGCCGGCGGCAAAGGCGUCUGGGGGGCGCCCGGAGUGGUCUACGCCUACCAGGAGCCCGACGCGCGGGACCCCAACUACGACGAGGCGGCGCAGGGCGACACCGUGUAUGCCACAGUGGAGCCUGAGCUGGAAGAGGAGGACCUGAAGAAGAACGUGCAGCCCAUGGUGCUGGAGUACUUUGAGCACGGAGACCCCCUGGAGGUUGUGGAGCUGCUCCGGGGCCUGAACUUGGGGGGCCACAAAGCAGCGGUGCCCUCCCUGGCCGUGGCGCUGUCUCUGGAGGGGAAGGCCAGCCACAGGGAGCUGACGUCGCGCCUGCUGUCUGACCUGGUGGGGAAGCUGCUCAGCGCCGAGGACGUGGCCGCCGCCUUCGAUGGCAUGCUGCAGGACCUCCCUGAUCUGAUUCUGGACACGCCGGAGGCCCCCCAGAUGCUGGGCCAGUUCAUCGCUCGGGCUGUGGCCGACCACGCCCUGCCUCUCGACUUCCUCGAACGCUACAAGGGGCGUGUCGACUGUGAACAUGCUCGGGCUGCCCUGGAUCGCGCUGCUGUCCUCUUGCGGAUCAAGCGAGACGUCAACCGCUUGGACAACGUGUGGGGGGUGGGGGGCGGCCAGAGACCUGUCAGGCACCUGAUUAAGGAGAUGAACCUGCUGCUCCAGGAGUACCUGCUUUCAGGAGACAUGUCAGAGGCUGAGCAUUGCCUGCGCCAGCUUGAGGUGCCCCACUUCCACCACGAGCUCAUCUAUGAGGCUGUGGUGAUGGUGCUGGAGUCCUCGGGCGAGACGGCCGUGGCCAUGAUGAUGAAGCUCUUGAAGGUGCUCUGGGAGACGGGGCUGGUGACCCUGGACCAGAUGAACAGGGGCUUCCAGCGGGUGUAUGGCGAACUUGGAGACAUCAGCCUGGACGUCCCUCUGGCCCACAGCAUCCUGGAGCGCCUGGUGGACCUGUGCUUUGAGGAGGGGGUCAUCACCAAGCAGCUGAGGGACGCCUGCCCUGCCCGGGGACGGAAGCGCUUCGUCAGCGAAGGAGACGGUGGACAAAUCAAGCAGUGAUUGGUUGCUGGCAACCCCGACCUCUGACCCCUCUCCCACCAGCACCAUCCCCUGCUUGGCCCCAGGCCAACAGCUACCACCUGUCCCCAAACUGGGAGGGAGGGAGGAAGCCUGUGGCCUGCAACAAGAGCAGUGGGGGGGGGGGGCUUUCUAGCUGGGCUUGUCCCCCUGCCCCACAUCUCAGGAAGGAAAACGAGCCUUGUGUCUCCAAGCAGGCCGGAGCCAGAGCUGGAGUGGGUCCUGGCCCUGGGCCAUUCAGAAACCCCCUCCCCCACACCAGUCACUUGCCCCCCCCCUUUGCUCCCAGGCCGGGGUGUCUUCCAGACCUUUGUCUUUGAGCUGACCCAAGCAGGGGUCAAUCCUGGCCCCACUCUGCCACACCCCCACACCCCCCGCGCACAAUCACCUGGGAAGGGCGGGAGUCCUGGGGCUGUCCUUUGGCUCGCAAAAACUGCCAGGAGAGGGGAGUGCACAUGAAUGUUCUUCCUUGUGGGGUUGGGCAUAUUUCAGGGCCUUCGGCUCAGGGUGUGUGUGGGGGGGGGGGAGCCAGCUCUGGCGGGGGGGGGGGGGGGGCUCAGGCCAGGCACAGGGGGUGAGGCGCCAGCAGCAAUAAAAGAUAUAUCCAAAGGA